Molecule: messenger RNA, 2974 nt
Organism: Cercocebus atys (sooty mangabey)
Lineage: Eukaryota; Metazoa; Chordata; Mammalia; Primates; Cercopithecidae
Gene: FOXN4
Product: forkhead box N4
Exons: 10
Coding region: 518-2071 (517 amino acids)
Biological process (GO): regulation of DNA-templated transcription
Cellular component (GO): nucleus
Molecular function (GO): DNA-binding transcription factor activity; cis-regulatory region sequence-specific DNA binding
Source: RefSeq, a predicted model, not a curated record
GGGUUGCAACAGAUUUUUCCGCCCGCCCACGUCCUUUGCCCCAGGCCAGGGACGGGAUUGCAAGUUUUAAUGCACCCAGCCUCCUUUUGCAACUUAAUUCCCUUGGCCGAAAUCACCCUCCCACUGCUCCUCAACGCAUGCUCGCGGGCAUGCAGUUGUUGUCCCUGUUGGCAAAGUUUGAAGAGGGGUCCCUACCCCUGCACCCCUCCGCCCCGCCCCCCUCACACACACCCCCCAGAACCCCGGGGCGUGCAAGGCUCGCGGCUGCUGGGAAACGCCCGCUGCAAUCCCCUUGACCCUGCCCUGUAACUGACCCUUGGGGAAAAGCCCCCCGCACGGCUACUGCGCAUGCUCUGAGCUGGACAGCUCCAGAGAGGGAAAUUUAAAAACGGUUCGAGCUGCGACGGCGGCCAAAUUGCGGAACGCGAGGGGCGAGCGCGAGGGAGCCCCCCUCCGGAACCCCUGCCCGCCCCCGGAGUGCCGGCAGCGGCGGCCCCGCGAGGAUCGGCUCCAGGAGAUGAUAGAAAGUGACAUCUCAUCCAUAAUGUCAGGAAUUAUUCGAAACUCAGGGCAAAAUCACCACCCCUCUCCACAGGAAUACAGGCUUCUAGCCACCACCAGCGAUGACGACCUCCCCGGGGACCUGCAGUCGCUGUCGUGGCUCACGGCGGUGGAUGUGCCUCGGCUGCAGCAGAUGGCAAGUGGCCGCGUGGACCUGGGUGGCCCCUGCGUGCCACAUCCACACCCAGGUGCCUUGGCUGGGGCGGCCGACCUGCAUGUGGGAGCCACUCCAAGUCCCCUUCUCCAUGGCCCAGCAGGCAUGGCCCCCGGAGGCAUGCCAGGUCUGGGCCCCAUAACUGGUCAUGGAGACAGCAUGAGCCAGUUCCCCGUGGGGGGCCAGUCCUCAUCUGGCCUGCAAGACCCGCCGCAUCUGUACUCACCUGCCACCCAACCACAGUUCCCGCUCCCCCCGGGUGCCCAGCAGUGCCCUCCUGUGGGCCUCUAUGGCCCCCCAUUUGGGGUACGGCCCCCCUACCCCCAGCCCCACAUGGCUGUGCAUUCGUCUCAGGAACUGCACCCCAAACACUACCCCAAGCCCAUCUACUCGUACAGCUGUCUGAUCGCCAUGGCCCUGAAGAACAGCAAGACGGGCAGCCUGCCUGUGAGUGAGAUCUACAGCUUCAUGAAGGAGCACUUCCCCUACUUCAAGACGGCUCCCGACGGGUGGAAGAACUCAGUGCGGCACAACCUGUCUCUGAACAAGUGCUUCGAGAAGGUGGAGAACAAGAUGAGCGGCUCCUCCCGCAAGGGCUGCCUGUGGGCUCUGAACCUGGCCCGCAUUGACAAGAUGGAGGAGGAGAUGCACAAGUGGAAGAGGAAGGACCUGGCUGCCAUCCACCGGAGCAUGGCCAACCCUGAGGAGUUGGACAAGCUGAUCUCCGACCGGCCUGAAAGCUGCCGGCGCCCCGGCAAACCGGGGGAACCAGAGGCCCCUGUGCUGACUCACGCCACCACAGUGGCCGUGGCACAUGGCUGCCUGGCUGUCUCCCAGCUCCCACCCCAGCCACUGAUGACCCUGUCCCUGCAGUCAGUCCCCCUGCACCACCAGGUCCAGCCCCGGGCACAUCUUGCUCCAGACUCUCCAGCACCAGCCCAGACCCCGCCGCUACAUGCCCUGCCGGACCUCAGCCCCAGUCCGCUCCCCCACCCUGCCAUGGGAAGGGCUCCUGUAGACUUCAUCAACAUCAGCACCGACAUGAACACUGAGGUGGAUGCCCUUGACCCGAGCAUCAUGGACUUCGCGCUGCAGGGGAACCUGUGGGAGGAGAUGAAGGAUGAGGGAUUCAGCCUGGACACGCUGGGCGCCUUCGGAGACUCCCCACUUGGCUGUGACCUGGGGGCCUCAGGCCUGACCCCCGCCUCGGGUGGCAGCGACCAGUCCUUCCCCGACUUGCAGGUGACGGGUCUCUACACAGCGUACUCCACUCCGGACAGUGUGGCCGCCUCAGGCACCAGCUCCUCCUCCCAGUACCUGGGUGCACAGGGGAACAAGCCCAUAGCCCUGCUUUGAGCUGUCAGCCUCACCUGCCCCGGAACCCCGGCACCCGGCUUGGACAGAGAACUGACUGGAUCAGGGUGUUCCCAGAAGGCAGGUCCCUCAUGGUCCCCGAAGCCUCUCCUGAACCUGUGGCGAAAUUGCUGGCUGGACAGGGAAGCGGUUCCCCUCAGCAGCCCGUCUCUUCCUCGUGCCCCCCACUGGAGUUUCCGGGACAGUUUCUGGGGGCUCUUCCAAGUCAGAAGGAUGGAGGAGGGCGGACAAGCAACCCAGCGUCCCCCGACUCCUUGACACUCCUCCAAGGCCUGAGCUGCAACGCCUGGCCAUGUUGAGUGACACUUCUCCAUCCUGGAUCCUGGCUGGGUGACCUCAAUGACCUGCACCCCAUUUUGGGACACCUUUGUGCAUUGAGGAGACACCCUGGGGUGAAAGCCCUUGAAUUCAUCCUCAUGGGAAAUGGCUGAGUGGGUCAAACCUCAGCCGCAGCCUCCAGGGGCCAGGCCCAGAGCAGGAAAUGGAGCCAGAGAACCUUGAGCCUCUCUCUCGUGGAUAGGACAAGCCGAACUCUGAAAUGGGAGCCAGUCCAGGUGGCCUUCAGCCCCACCUUUCCGAUAGUCUAUUAGAAUUUUAUUAGAGCAGAUUCCUGGGCCAUGCCGGGCACCGUGACCAGGUGUAAAUUUAUUUAUAUUUAUUGUGGCCCAUCCACCCCACUUCUUUAAACCCAGCCCGAGGCCUCUGGAAUGAGACUCCUCCUCCCUCCCUACCUCCCAGCCAUCCUAACUCCUACAGGCCAGAGAAUGACAUCUCUAACUGGCUCUAUUCCCUUGGCAGCCUGGGGCUACUUCUUAGAACCAGCAAGCACUGUUGAUACUGUGAACCAUCCUAUUUUUUCCAUAUUAGAGACCAGAUAUUUUUCUA